This is a messenger RNA of Capsicum annuum, 2368 nucleotides long. RefSeq names its product TMV resistance protein N-like. Gene Ontology annotation, molecular function: protein binding. The record is from RefSeq and is a predicted model, not a curated record. Bases 15 to 1814 code for a protein of 599 amino acids. NCBI's taxonomy places the organism in Eukaryota, Viridiplantae, Streptophyta, Magnoliopsida, Solanales, Solanaceae. The transcript has 5 exons.
GCGCCCUUAAUUUUAUGAAAUUGAGAGGUGGUGAAGUUCUUCAAAGUAUUCCAGAAGCUAUUCGAAAUCUUGAAUCACUCUAUAUUGAAGGUUGCAAUAAACUUACAACGCUGCCAAACAGCAUCUUUGAAUCACAACAACUAGAAGAUCUUUCCAUAAUUCGAUGUUCCGGAUUGGUAGAGAUUCCAACAUCUCUCGGAGUUCAAAAGAAUCUCAAUCGGUUAGCGAUAUAUAGAUGUGAGAACUUAAAGAAGCUUCCGAGCUACAUUCAGAUGGAAUCCCUUCAACUGAUCGAUCUAAAUAAUUGCCCAAAAUUAGAUACAUUUCCAGAAAUCAAUGGAGCUAUGCAUUGCUUGAAAAAGCUGACUUUGAAUUCUACUGGGAUAAGAGAACUGCCUUCGUCCAUUGGGAAUCUGAGCGGCCUCUAUGACCUCAAUCUGAAUGGUUGUGAAGAUCUUGUAAGUCUACCAAACAGCCUUUGUAACUUGAUGAAUCUUCAAUUUCUUUGUCUCCGUGGAUGCAAGAAGCUAGAGAAGCUUCCAGAAAACAUCGGCGAUAUGCAAGAGUUAGAGAUACUUUACGCGACAGAAACUGCGAUCUCCCAACCACCUACCUCCAUCGCCAAGCUUGGCAAACUGACGGCCUUAAGAUUCUCACAUGUUUUCCAGCAUUCGUCAAGUUUCAUCUUGCAUGAACUAUCAGGUUUAUCCUCCUUGACGGAUCUCCAUCUCAGUAAUCUAAAUAUUUUGGGUGGACUACCUGAGGAAUUGGGUUCUUUGCUCUUUCUGGAUGAGUUGAAUUUAAGUGGAAGCAAUAUUUCUUGUUUACCCAAAAGCAUCAAACAACUCCUACAACUUCAGCGUCUGGACGUACAAUUCUGUCAGAAUCUUAAAGAACUGCCAGGAGAACAACUACCUCCAAAUUUAACGGAUCUAUAUUUAGAUUAUCAUUUAUUCAUGAAGAGCAUCAGAGAUCUAGUAACUAAGUGUCUUAAGCUGCAUGUGCUCUCAGUAUCAAGGUGUGGUCAUGAAGAAUCUGAAUGUGGAACUGUCUCGACAAGCCAAGUUAAUGUGUUGAAGUCCCUACAACAGUUAAUCAGGACAUGCUUCCAGUGUGACUUUCACCAUAGGGAAUAUGUUCUCAUUUCUUUUCCUGAAGUCAGAAGUCCAGAGUUGUUCAAUUACCAGUUUAUAAAUAAACAUCAGAUCUCAAUUGAUCUGAAUCCAUCUUGGUAUACCGAUAAAUUCAUGGGUUUUACCAUAUGUUACGGUUGUAAUACAACACGUGUGAGUCUAGUAGCUACAUUAGUCUGCAAAUCUGACCCUGAACGAAAACAUUCCUUGAAAUAUGUCAUCAAGUGUUGGUUCAAGUCGUCUGUCAUGUGUUUCAUUUACAUACCGUCUGAAACAUUGUGGCACGCUUCUGGCAAUAAAGUAGGGAAGAAUCCAAAUGAUUAUUUCCUUUUUGAGGUAUCUUCAAAUCUCAGACAGGAAAUAUGUUGGGGAAUUCGCCUCGAGUAUGAGAAUAAAAAUAAGAGAUGGAAAAGGAAGCAGCGAGCGAUGCAAGGUCUCAAACUCUUUCCAGUUCUGCCCAAAGAUAGUGCAGUAACAACUGAAAUUGACUUUUCACGGGCGUCUGCUGAGUAUGACAUCGCCACAGAUAGGGAGGAACAUAAAUCUCAUAACAUUGAGCUGAUUAGAGUUUGUGGCAGCCCAUCGAGGAAAAUGGACGAUGUUCCAAGAAAGAGAAAGAGGAAAAGAAAUAGAAAGAAGAAGAGAAAGGUAGCAGCUGCGACAGAUGAGCAGUUUGCAUGACAGAAGGGUUACCUAAAGGAGAAAAUUAAGGUGAAGGCUUUCAAGUUACAUGAUGAGCUUUUGGUAUUGUUGAAGUGGGUGAAAGUCCCACAUUGGUUGGGGAAUGGAUUGGCGGUUUUGGUUACAUGGACUUGAGCAAUCCUCCCCUCAUGAACUAGGAGAUUGAGUUCGGCCAGAUGUCAUAUCUUUACAUGUUAUCAGAACUAGGUCCAUCUCCGUCCAGGGCAUGAGGGGGAGCAUUGAAGUGGAUGAAAGUCCUACAUUGGUUGUGGAAUGGACUGGCGGUCUGCUUAUAUGGGCUUGAGCAAUCCUCGCUAGCUUUUGGGGUUGAGUUAGCCCAGGUGUCAUAUCUUUAUAGGUAUUUCAAGGGACAUGGCAAAAAGGAGGAAACUGAAAGGACACGGCUUAGGUGAAAGGUAAAGAAAAUCAGCUACAUUUGCCUCGCUUUCUCAAAUGGCAUUUCACGAGAUUGGUGAACUGAGGCGAUUUUAAUCUGGAGACAUGGAAUCAUACACAAUGGUGACUUGUCCUUUCGUUCUCGGAGACACUGAUUG